AUAAUAUUCAUUAGGAUAGGUCAGACAAUAUGAAAAGCCUUCUUAUAGUUUUGGUAAUUUUACUACUUUCCUACAACGCUGAGGCAAGGAAAUGUAGAGCAUUAGCCCUCUCUGGAGGAGGAGAUAAAGGUGCCUACGAAGCUGCAGUUUACGUGGGACUUGUCAAUAGUUUGCCUAAGGAAGAAGUACAGUAUGAUGUGCUAACUGGAGUGUCAGCUGGAUCUCUAAACACACUCGGACUAUCUGCCUUCUCCCCAGAAGAAGUUGAAGAAGCCACUGAAUUCAUUUAUGGACUGUGGGCUAGUAUUCCUGAUUAUAAGGCUUUCGGCAACUGGCCAGGAGGUAUUCUUCAAGGUCUCUUCUUCAAAAAGGGGAUUUUCGAUUUGAACCCAGGAAGAGUGUGGGUAGCAGAUAAUUUAGGAGACAGAGUUAUCAAAAGAAAAGCAUCCUUUGCUACAGUAGAUGCUAAUGGCGCUACCUAUAAAGUUUGGGACUACAAUGCUACAUAUGAUCAACCAGCUGACUGGCUCGAUUCAGCAUUUGCUUCCUCAUCUAUCCCGGCCGUCUUUCCUCAUGUAACUAGAGGAGAAUAUGAGCUAGUUGAUGGAGGAGUUAUUUGGAACAUCGACAUUCCUUCAGCUAUCAGAAGGUGUAAGGAAAUCGUAGAUGAUGAUAAAGAUAUUAUUGUAGAUAUGGUGCUGUGCGGAAAUCACAGAAUUAAGGAGGUGGACAAUCUCCAUAAAUAUAGCACUAUGCAACAUCUCCUGAGAGGACAUGAAAUCUCAAGUUUCUACAAUGGAAUGAACGAUUACAAUUCAUCACUCGCUCUUUUCCCUGAUGUAAAUUUCAGAUAUUUGAUUGUUCCUUCAGAGAGCUUGUCAGAUUCAUUCCUCCCACUGGAUUUCGACCAAAAGACUGUAGACAAAUGCUUCGAAGUUGGACAAAAAGAUGCUAAAAACGCUGUCGAAUUAGGCCAUGGAAUAUAUGGAGAAGUAGCCCUAGAUUAUGUAGAGAAGAUCAACCUCGGCCAUGAUGUCUGGCUCCAUGAAAUGAUAGAUGAGAAGCUCAGAGAAAUCCAAAAACAACCAAAAUCUGAGUCUCAAUAAUUUUAAUUGCUUCUGACUCAAUUUGUACCCAAAAAAUGGGGUUUUGG
This is a messenger RNA of Moneuplotes crassus, 1153 nucleotides long. NCBI's taxonomy places the organism in Eukaryota, Ciliophora, Spirotrichea, Euplotida, Euplotidae. The record is from the annotation of a GenBank genome assembly.